GCGCGGGCGUCUGCCCUUGCCUCGCGACAGGAGCUGAGGCGCCUGCGCACUGGUCCCAGAGCGCCCUCUUUGACUUACCCAGUAGGCAACGCGUCAGUGUCCGGUCAAAAUGGCGAGCAGGCCUGCAGCUGCAGCAUCAAGCCGGUGGCUGGACGGUAUUCGAAAAUGGUACUACGGCGCUGCAGGAUUCAAUAAACUGGGGUUAAUGCGAGAUGACACGAUACAAGUGAAUGACGACGUGAAAGAAGCCAUAAGAAGGCUUCCGGAGAACGUGUAUAACGACAGGGUGUUUCGCAUUAAGAGAGCACUGGACCUGGCCAUGAGGCAGCAGAUCUUGCCUAAAGAGCAGUGGACAAAAUAUGAGGAGGAUAAACCCUACCUUGAACCAUAUCUGAAAGAGGUCAUUCGGGAAAGAAAAGAAAAAGAAGAAUGGGCAAAGAAAUAAUCAUGUAAUCGAAUGUGUGGAUGCAUCUGUCCUCGGUAUUUUAAUGUCAGUUAAACCUGAAAUGUACAAUUUAGAACCAUCUGGGUUGCAAAUACAUUACUUUAAAUAAAUAUCUAUUAUAACUUUUUUUUGGAGUUUUUGAAUUCUAAAUCUCAUUCUUAAUAACUACUGAAUUGAUGUAUCUGUUAAAUUCUUUCCAAACUUACAAGGUGUUUUUCAGUUAGUAUCUAACUGCCUCCUGAAGCCAUUUUAAUCAGUUUCCGUUGCUGGUUGGAUAACUUCUUGAUUUACUGAGGGAUAUAAUACUCUUCCAAGUAGGAGAGUCGCCUUGAUACCACCUUUGCCAAUUAGCAAGGCACCUAGAACCCCCCUCAGGGCCUAACUGGCAGGAAUGGAAGGAGCCAGAAACAGGCACCAGUCAUUUUGUUUUAUCUGAAGCAAAUAGCACUUGAGCAGACUGGCUCUGACUUCCAAAGUUACUGAAUUAAAGGAGAAAGGAUCCAGUCCCUGGUGUGAUAGGAUUGAGAAACAGCCCUUUUCAACUAUUGCUUUCAAAAUAUAAUCAACUUUGCAUCCUAUCCUUUAAAACUAUGUAUAUUAGAAAACAAAAAACUAGGCAUUAGAAAAAUAGACAAAAAUAUAAAGAUGUUAUAUUUUCUUCCCACAUCCCAGUGACUUUUCUACUUUAGAAAUGAUUGCUGUAAAGUAUAUUGUAAUGGUUGGAUACUUACAAUAGUUAAAAGUUUCAAGGUUAUAGGGUAAUUUUUUAAAAUAUAAAUUAAAACCAUUCAGUGAUGUCAUCAUCCCCACCCUUGAACUCUGAAACGCUUCCUUUGGUGCACGCGAGAGCACGAACCAUAGUGAGGGGGGAGGAACUGGGGGACCUGCAGCCUGCACAGUGUCCCGCCGGCACCUGCUGGGCGCGGUAGGGUCUUCCCUCAGAGAAGGAAACAGCAGAGCGUGAAAAACAAGUUUGUGUCAGUUAAAGUUCCUAAAGCUAAAAAGAAAUUAUGUACAUUUGGUAUGUUUUCACAAAAUGAAAUAUGUCGACAGACAUUUAUUUACGUUGGACUUUUGCAACAUAAAUAUAAUGUCUUAAAAACUGGCUGAAAUAUUAGAGUAGUUCAUUAAAUUUCCUAAGAGCCUCCCUUCUCUUUGAUACCCAGAUUAUUUUAUGAAGCAUGUAUUAGGAAAUCUUGGUUUGGGGAGGUUUUUUGGUCUGGUCUGAGUUGCCUAGGUCCUCAUUUGAUAAAGGUUUGGGUCAUGGUAAAAGCAGUUCUUCAACAUGCUUAAUGUUUUGUAAGAUUUGUGGUUCAACUUUGAAUGCAUUUGAGUCUUAUGGUUGGAACAGUACUGCAAGUCACAGAGAAACAGACAGUGGUGGAUGCCAGUGUUAAGGGACAUCUUCGUGAGGGACUGUUUCUUUCAUAAGGGUCAGCUGAUGAGUAAAUGUGUGUCAGGACACUUCCCCAUUAGACGUAACUCAGUAACUGAGAGGCAUUCUCAGACAGAUAGGCACUGCUCAGUGUUACAGUUUUCCAGGUUCCUCAGACCUUUUCAAAUAAACUUGAACCUAAUACAUUGAUGAUUACUGUUAUGUUCAUAUAACCUUUUUGGCUUAUCAUCCUGUGUAGACAGAAUAAUAGAGUGAUUCACAGCCAAUUUAUUCAUUGAUUGGGUAACUUUAAUUUUUUUUUAAUCCUCACCUGAGGAGUUUUUUAUUGCUUUUUAGAGAGAGAGAAAGAGAGAGACAUCAGUUGGUUGUUUCCUGUACACGCCUGGACUGGGGAUCGUAUGUGCCCCGACCGGGGAUGGAAUGUGCCACCUAGGUAUGUGCCCUGACUGGGAAUCGAACACACAACCUUUCAGUCUUGGGAUGAUGCUCAAACCAACUGAGCCACACUGGCCAGGGCUUAUUGGGUAACUUUGGUAGUAUGGUUUAAAAUCUCUGUGCUUCAGUUUCCUCAGCUCUAAAGCGAGGCUAAUGAUAGAACCUGCUUUACUGGGUUGUUUUGAAAAUUAACUGACUUCCUUAUAUGUCAGGCACGUAGAACAGUUCCUGGCACACAGUAAGCACUAUUCUGACUUGCUAAAAAGUUUAAUAAGAAGAAUAAAAACUUAGCCAAAACCCCAAGUUACUAUAGCCAUAAUAAUCUUGUAUUCAUAAACAGGAUGGUGUUAAUAUAGACUUAUGUGUGGCUUUGAAAAUAACCAAAGAAUUUAGAAUUUAAAAGCUAGUUUAACAUAAAGACUAUACUAACCAAAUACUUGAAAGCCUGGUGAGUGAAGUGCAAAUGAGUUUACUCAUUUGGGUGGCAUAAAUUUUAGGAACUGCAGUAUCAGAUACGAAUAUAGUUAAAGGGUCAAUGAGACAAUAACUGGAAAAACGGGGAAAAGGUCCCUUUAUUGAAAUAAGGUACUAAAUUCUGCCAGUAGGUGGCGAUGCGCUGCAACUUUACAACUUCAAGGUGCACCACACUAUUGAAGAUUUAUCCACUCUGUACCCUCACCAACUCCCUCCCCUUCAUUUUUCAGGAUGACAACACCUUAGAGGUUUACGGCCAUCAGGAGAAUUUACUACUAGGCUAUAUACUGAUGUAAUGAAAUCUAAUAUAUGCUGUGCAAUGAAUUAUGAGAUGUUAUUUAGUUUCAGGAUUUUAUUACUUCAAUCAGUUAUGACCAUAUUUCCUUUUAUAUGAUUGCUCACUCUUUAAACAUACCAGAUGACUGUAUAAGAAACACCUAAUAAAGCCCUUAGAUGUUAAAAUCUAAAUGUUUUAAUUUAUUUGCCACAAUUUGUUUAAAUUCUGGUUAUACUUGUGUUCAUAUUAAAAACCAUAACAUUAGAAUCUGAGAUCUCAGGUCAGGUGGUGCCUCUGAAUUAUAUUUUGUGAAGAAAUUUCAUUGUGUGUAGUAGCAGUUGGGCAGGGAAGACAAACUGAAUCAGUGCAAGGCAGUUGGUUCUUAGCAUAGAUUCCAGAAAGACUGUUAAUAUGUGAGGGACUGAGGUAUGAUGUAUUCAGACAAACUAUUUAAGUUAUUCUGGAUUCUGACUAUGUCUCUCCUGCAAUUGAAAGAAUGUAUUUGUUUAACUUUGUGAUUUAAUACAUUUGCCUAUUUUUGCAUAAAUUCCUAAAAGUAAUUUUAAAAUAAAUCCCUGUGAAACUUCUGGUAACAUUAUUCAACUGUCUCAUUGUUCUGUUCAUACUCUGUUUUAAAGAAAAUUUUAUACAUACAUAGAAAAAUUAUAAGCCAAACCCCUCAGAAUAAUUGUCUUAUGAAAGAGUCAGUUUACAAUGGCUUUCUUAUGCAUGCAUUUAAAAUGGGGUUUGCCACUGCACUGGAAACUGAAGUGUAAGGCCAAUGACUUAGGUAGAUCGUUAGCCUUUAGAGAUUGGGGCUCCUCAGCUAUAACAUGAAAGGGUCUGACUACGGAGUCUUUGAGAUUCAUUUCAGCACCAAAACAUUCUAGGUCUGUAUUUGAUUUGUGCACUUUAUUAUUAAUAUAAACUAAUAAUGAUGGAGUAUUAGCUUUGUAUUAGGCUUUGUUGAUAUGCUGUCUCUUUUAAUCUUCCUUGCAAACUUCUGGUGUAGAUAUUGUUAUACCCAUUAUAUGGAAUAAUAAAUUGGGCUUAAAAAGA
Molecule: messenger RNA, 4086 nt
Organism: Phyllostomus discolor (pale spear-nosed bat)
Lineage: Eukaryota; Metazoa; Chordata; Mammalia; Chiroptera; Phyllostomidae
Product: cytochrome b-c1 complex subunit 7
Exons: 4
Coding region: 110-445 (111 amino acids)
Biological process (GO): mitochondrial electron transport, ubiquinol to cytochrome c
Source: RefSeq, a predicted model, not a curated record